This is a messenger RNA of Pichia membranifaciens NRRL Y-2026, 1284 nucleotides long. RefSeq lists its product as hypothetical. Gene Ontology annotation, molecular function: zinc ion binding; ubiquitin-protein transferase activity. Gene Ontology annotation, biological process: protein ubiquitination. The record is from RefSeq and is a predicted model, not a curated record. The transcript has a single exon. NCBI's taxonomy places the organism in Eukaryota, Fungi, Ascomycota, Pichiomycetes, Pichiales, Pichiaceae. The annotation marks the transcript as partial.
GCUGUCAUAUACUACAGGUUCAGGUCUCAGAAGCCCGAUCAUAUUGCCACAAUCAAGUUCGAUGGAACAGGACUAACCGUCUUUGAACUCAAGCGGGACAUCAUAUUAGCAAAUAAUCUGUUGCAUUCAACAGAUGUGGAUAUAGUACUUUACAGCACAGAAGAUAUCCAAGACACCAAAAGCUGGGGUUAUCAAAAUGGUGGAUCCUCGUCUGCUGGUGAGAGAGAGUUGGAUGACGAUAAUGAGGUUGUUCCCCGUUCCACAACCGUUCUUGUACGCAGAACCAUGACUCCCAAAAAAAACAAGGGGAACGUACAAAGGUACGUGGCGGGCAAGCCGAGGUUGCAAGUUUCUGGUACAAAUUCAGUCAACAAGUCGAUUAGUUUAGGGAACAAUGUUGGAGGGACUAUGAAUUUUGGGGAUGCCGCCACUAAUGGGGAUGAGGAUGACAUGAUCAAGAAAAUGUUUAGUGUGCAAGAUGAGCAAUGGUCACAGCAGCAAGAUGUGAUGGCAACAGCUACAAGAGUGGACAACUUUAGAACGAAUGUUAAUGAGCCAGUUCCAGAAUACUAUAUCUGUUACAAAUGUGGUGAAAAAGGCAAGCAUCAUAUCAAGAACUGUCCAAAGAAUAACGAUCCAAAUUGGGAAGGUGUUCGUGUUAGGAAGACGACCGGUAUUCCAAAAAGUCAUUUGAAAGCAAUUGAAAAUCCAGAAGAUACGAUCCGGGAUUCCAAUUCCUCGGGAAAUACUACAUAUAUGGUCAACGAUGAGGGUAAAUAUGUUGUUGCAGUUGCAGAUACCAAAGCGUGGGAGAAAUAUCAGAAAACGAAGAAAGGUGAAAGCGGAGGUUAUUUGAACGGCGAUGUUGAUGUUGAUGAUGGUGAGUUGAAAGAUCCAGAAACCGGAAAAUUGUGGAAAAGUCCUGUACGAAUACCUUGUUGCAAUAAAAUUUUCUCCAGAAAGAUCAUCGAAGACAAACUUAUUGAUAGUGAUUUUACGUGCCCAAGUUGUGGAAAGGAACAAAUUUAUCUAGACACUUUGGUUGCAGACGAAGAACUACAAGCAAAGGUAGAUGAAUAUGUCAAAAACCUCUCGGAAAAUAAGAAUAAUGAUGGAAACUCUCCAAAAAGAAGGCAAGUCAAUCCUGCAGGAGCCACCGCCAAUACUAGCCAGUUACCGCAAAUUCCGAUGAUGCCUAUGCCCCCUAUUAAUAUGCAAAUGCCCCCUAUGAACAUAGGUAUGCCUCCUUUUAUGCCUUUCAUGCCGAUGCCCGGGAUGAAUCCA